Messenger RNA from Perca flavescens (yellow perch), 19953 nucleotides. RefSeq names its product lysine (K)-specific methyltransferase 2Ca (gene kmt2ca). Gene Ontology annotation, biological process: positive regulation of transcription by RNA polymerase II. NCBI's taxonomy places the organism in Eukaryota, Metazoa, Chordata, Actinopteri, Perciformes, Percidae. Gene Ontology annotation, cellular component: MLL3/4 complex; nucleus. The record is from RefSeq and is a predicted model, not a curated record. Gene Ontology annotation, molecular function: transcription coactivator activity; protein binding; histone H3K4 methyltransferase activity.
CCGCCGCAAACACACCGACACACCGACACGUUUAAAACUCGGACUCCCGGUGCACGCGGCCCGUAUACUGACGCUAAACCAAAAAUCAAACGCGCGUGCUCCCGUAUAAGUGAAUGUUUUGUGGGACCUACUUCUUCUGCUGUCGCUGACAGGCGGUGCUUCGGUCGCUCCCAAACAUGGCCUCCAUGACGGAGCGACCGCUUCAACUUUAAUUUUUCGCCAAUUUUUCAGAGCAAAACCGUGUUUAUUUGCUUCCCCGACCAACGGGAAUGUUUCUGGGACUCGCGAAACAGAUGUUAUCUCCCGGAGAAGUUGGCUGUUGGCUUUUAAACUGAUCGGUUUAAGCAACACACACAGAAAAAAAGCUGGAGAGGAAAAAGAGAAUUGCAUCAAAUCAAAUGCCAUCUGAGGCUCAGUCUCAGGAGCCCCGGGACAGAGGACCGGCGCCUCCUGUCACUCGGGCUGGACGCAGCGCUCAGCUGGCCAAAGCCGCCGCUACAAGCCCCGCCCCCGAGAGGCGGUCGCGUGGGCGACCUCGGAAAGAUGGGAGCAGCGGCCGAUCUGCGCCUCCCACCCCCACUCCUCCACCACCUCCUCCUCCUCCUCCACCUCCUCCUCCAACUCCCAAAUCCAGGAAGAAGGGGCGGAGUCGAGGCCGAGCCCAGGUAGAGGAUGAAGAGAGCACGGACGCCGCGGAGAAGAAAACCCUCCAGAAAUCAGAGGUGACGGAGAAGACACCAGGACGCCGUCGCUCCUCCUCCAGGAGAAAAUCCAACACCAACCCUGACCCCAUCCAGGACCCUGACCCCCCUCCCCCUGACCCCCCCGCGGUCCCAGAGUCCGGCUCAGACCCAGAACCGGCUCCCAGUGCCGAGGACGCGGACAGAACCGAGCCUGAAGCCUCCAGUCCUGCGUCCCGGGACCUGAGCCCGGCCCACAGCCCCACCCCCACCCCCACACAGGUGGACUGCAGUCCCAGCGCGGUCCCUGUGGAGACAGGAGGGGGCGUGGUCCUGAGCCCCUGCCCCAGUCCUCCGGUGUCCCCCUGCCUGCGCCUGGAGGACGAGGAGGCCCUGUCCCCGCUGUGCCAGCUGUCUCUGUCCGAGGACUCUGGGUGCUCUCCGACCCCCAGCCUGGGACACACCACCAAACGUCUGAAGCAGUGUGCCUUCUGUUACCGUGGCGACGAGCCUCCUCUGGGACAGGGCCGCCUGGUGGUGUUCGGCCCGACUCCGGGCUACAUCCCGCUCCACAUCCUCAACCUCCGCGCCUCCCCCGACCGGGACAACGACUGCCACGACCACUGCUACCGCGGCAACCAGGCCCCGCCCACGUGCAGCAGUCCAGAACAGUGUGACGGCGAGUCUUCCUUAGAGUUUGUGGAGCAGCUCGGACCCAUCGGCCUUCCACAUGACAUCAACGUCCAAUCACUGUUUGACCCCACAGGUCAGUGCUGUGCUCACCUGCAGUGUGCAGCCUGGUCAGAGGGGGUGUGUCGCGGCGAGGGCCAAUCGCUGCUCUACGUGGACAAAGCCAUCGACUCAGGAAGCACACAGGUGUGUGCGUUCUGCCGUCGGCUCGGCGCGUCGCUGCGUUGCCGGGAGACGGGCUGUGGGCGGAGCUUCCACUUCCCCUGUGCUGCGGCCGCCGGAGCUCAGCAGGACUGGAGCCAGAGACACACACUGUGUACAAGACACACACACACAGUGUCCUCGCAGUGUGUGUUGUGUUCGAGUGGCGGGGAUGUCGGCGGUCUGUUGAUGUGCUGUUGCUGCGGUAGCUGUUACCAUGGCAGCUGCCUGGACCCCCCUCUGGCCCCCUCCCCCCUGUGCCGGGCCGGCUGGCAGUGUCCCCAGUGCCGAGUGUGUCAGAGCUGCAGGUUGCGAGGGGAUGAUGGUGUGUUGCUGGUGUGUGACCGCUGUGAUAAAGCCUACCACACACACUGUCUCACACCACCUCUGGAUCACACACAGGGCAACAGCUGGAGCUGCAAGAACUGCAGAAUCUGCCGCCGCUGUGGUGUGAGGUCAUCAGGCCAGUGGGCCAAUCACCAGUUUCUGUGUGAGUCAUGUGACCCGGCCCUGCCCUGCCCUCUCUGUGACCGUGCCCCCGACCUCUACACACCACAGGGCUAUCUGACCUGUACCCGCUGCUUUAGGUGUGUCCAUACAGAGUGUAUUGUCCAGGCUGGGGAGGGCAGGGCAGGGUCUGAAGAUUAUGUCUGCUCCACCUGCAGGCCUCAGGAGGAGGAGCCAAUCCCACAAACUUCAAUUGCUCACAGUCCUACCCUGUCCCUGCCGCUCAGUCCCACACAGGCACCUCCCAUUAGCAUUUCACAGCUGCCAAUUCCAAGUCACACAGAGGCUCCACCCAUCAGUCCUACCGCUCAUAGCCCAGUCCAGCUCAUCUGCUCAGAUCCACCGCAGAGUCCUACACAGGCCAUCUGUACACUAUCGCAGACAAGUCUUACGUCAUCCCAACCUGAUCCCACAGAGCUCCAACAAAUUCCUUCACCAUCCCAACCUGAUCCCACAGAGCUCCAACAAAUUCCUUCACCAUCCCAACCUGAUCCCACAGAGCUCCAACAAAGUCCUUCACCAUCCCAACCUGGUCCCACAGAGAUCCAACAAAGUCCUUCACCAUCCCAACCUGGUCCCACAGAGAUCCAACAAAGUCCUUCACCAUCCCAACCUGAUCCCACAGAGAUCCAACAAAGUCCUUCACCAUCCCAACCUGAUCCCACAGAGCUACAACAAAUUCCUUCACCAUCCCAACCUGAUCCCACAGAGCUCCAACAAAGUCCUUCACCAUCCCAACCUGAUCCCACAGAGCUACAACAAAUUCCUUCACCAUCCCAACCUGAUCCCACAGAGCUCCAACAAAGUCCUUCACCAUCCCAACCUGAUCCCACAGAGCUACAACAAAGUCCUUCACCAUCCCAACCUGAUCCCACAGAGCUCCAACAAAGUCCUUCACCAUCCCAACCUGAUCCCACAGAGCUACAACAAAGUCCUGCUCCAUCCCAACCUGAUCCCACAGAACUACAACAAAGUCCUGCUCCAUCCCAACCUGAUCCCACAGAGCUACAACAAAGUCCUAGCUACAACAAAGUCCUGCUCCAUCCCAACCUGAUCCCACAGAGCUACAACAAAGUCCUGCACCAUCCCAACCUGAUCCCACAGAGCUACAACAAAGUCCUGCACCAUCCCAACUUGAUCCCACAGAGCUCCAACAAAGUCCUCCACCAUCCCAACCUGAUCCCACAGAGCUCCAACAAAGUCCUUCACCAUCCCAACCUGAUCCCACAGAGCUCCAACAAAGUCCUUCACCAUCCCAACCUGAUCCCACAGAGCUCCAACAAAAUCCUUCACCAUCCCAACCUGAUCCCACAGAGCUACAACAAAGUCCUGCUCCAUCCCAACCUGAUCCCACAGAGCUACAACAAAGUCCUGCACCAUCCCAACCUGAUCCCACAGAGCUACAACAAAGUCCUGCACCAUCCCAACUUGAUCCCACAGAGCUCCAACAAAGUCCUUCACCAUCCCAUCCUGAUCCCACAGAGCUCCAGGAAAGUCCUUCACCAUCCCAUCCUGAUCCUGCAGAGCUCCAGGAAAGUCCUUCACCAUCUCACCUUAAUCCAUCAAAGCCCCAACAAAGUCCUGAGGCAACCCCAUCUGAUCCAUCAGAACUUCAGCAUUGUCCUGCGCUAUCUCACCCUGAACCAACAGAGCUUGAACAAAAUCCAGAGCCAACUCACCCUGAUUCCACAGAGCUCCAACAAAAGCGUGAACAAAAUUCAGAGUCAUCUCAACCUGAACCAUCGGAGCUCCAACAAAGUCCUGCCCAAUCUCACUCUGAACCAUCAGAGCUUCAGCAAAGUCCUGCUCCAUCUCACCCUGAACCAACAGAGCUCCAACAAAGUCCUGCUCCAACUCACCCUGAACCAACAGAGCUCCAAGAAAGUCUUGCUCCAUCGCACCCUGAACCAACAGAGCUCCAAGAAAGUCCUGCUCCAACUCACCCUGAACCGACAGAACUCCAAGAAAGUCCUGCUCCAACUCACCCUGAACCAACAGAGCUCCAGCAAAGUCCUGCUCCAACAGAGCUCCAGCAAAGUCCUGCUCCAUCUCACCCUGAACUUGGAGAGCUCAAACAAAGUCUUUGUCCUUCUCAAUCUGAUCCUACAGAGCUCCAGCAAAGUCCUGCUCCAUCUCACCCUGAACUUGGAGAACUCCAACAAAGUCCUAGUCCUUCUCAAUCUGAUCCUACAGAGCUCCCACAAAGUCCUGCUCCAUCCCAACCUGAUUCCACAAGCUCCAACAAAGCCCACGCUAUCUCAUUCUAAUCAAAAGAAGCUCCGGCAAAGCCCUGCCCAAACUCACCCUGAUCCCACAGAGCUCCAACUAAGUCCGGCGCCAUCCCAUCUUGAACAGUCAGAGCGCCAACAAAGUCCUGCCCAAUCCCAUCCUGAUCCCAAACAGCCCCAACAAAGUCCUGGGCCAUCCCAUCCUGAACCAUCAGAGCUCCAACAAAGUCCUGGGCCAUCCCAUCCUGAACCAUCAGAGCUCCAGGAAAGUCUUUCAACCUGUUCCUCUGGUCCAACAGAGCUCUGGGAAAGCUCUGCAUCAUUUAACCCUGAUGCUACAAAACUCCAGGGAACCCACACCUCAUCUGAAGUUAAUCCAGUGGAGCUUCAACAAAGCCCUCCCCAUGUGACUUCCUUGUUUGCUCAGCAUACUCCUUGUCCGCUCAGUAACCCCUCUUCUAGCUUUACCCAGAAUUCCACAGAGGAUCACCUUUUGGCCACAGAAUCUCCACAGAGUCCAACGGAGGGUAGUCCCAUGUCUUGUGGACAUGAGCAUUCUCUGCACAGUCCUCCACCACACACACCGACCCAAGCAGGGCUUAGUCCUACCCGGGUUCAGCCAGGGCCUGCAGAGCCGGGGCAAAGCCCUCCACCACACAGUCCUGUGCAGGACGAAACUACACAGACACAGCUGGAUAGACCAUGUAGUCCCACCAACAACAUCGUCAUCACACCGCCUCAACAGACUUCCCCACGAAAACGACACCGUUCUAUGUCACACAGUCCUGCACAAGUUGGCACAUCACCUCGACAGAAUCACACACGGGAUGCUGAACGUACACUGGACCAUGAGAGCCCUGCUGAGCUGCAGUGUGGGCCUGGACAGCACAUUUCUACACUGGACCAGGGCCUUUCACCAGUCUGCUCUAAGUCUACCCAGACAGCAAGAAAACACGCCUCACUGAGGCCCAGCUCAGCUCCAUGUAGCCCAUCACCUUCCCCACUCAGAGCCACACAGUGUAGUCUGUCACAGCCUGCUAGCCCAUCACAGGCCCAAUCUACACAGCCUUUACAGCUUAGCAUACUUCCUUCUCAGCUUGCUAAACAUUCAAGAGUCACAAAUGAAUGCACCCAAACCAGUACCACAGAGCUGAAGUCUUUGGAACAUGGCCCAAUGCAGCUGAGUCCUAACCUUGAUGACCAAACACUGGAAAGUAGUCCGACAUCUGAUCUAUCCACAAUGCCUCCUGAUAGCAGUGGCACAGAUGGAAAACUUGCUAACCAGUGUGUCCCUAUCCAGAGUAACCCAGACUUUUCUAGCCCCCAUCACAGUCCUUCCAUGCCAACACCAGAAAGCCUUGUUCACGUUAGCCCUUCAGUGGAACACAGUAGCCUAACUUGCUCACCUCGUGCUGAUGAAACGGAGGUAGUUCCUCCCUCAGCCAUCUCCAUUUGUCCGAGUCCUUCUCGUGACAGCCCACCAUGCUGCACAGAGGCUACUGAAGGUAAAGCCAGCUCCACACAUAUCCAAAAUAUCUCAGCUAGUGCUAGCUCCAAACAUACCAGUCAAAUGUCUACAAGCCCUGCCAGCUCUAUUCAGGCCAGUGCUAGCACUAUACCAGUGGAUACUAGCCAUAUAGCUGCAGAAAUUGGCCCCUCAACACAACCAGCUAGCCCUUCAGAAGUUCUGGCUGGAUCCAUUUCCUGUCAGGAUGAGGACAUGGAGGUAUAUGUCGACCACCUGAGUCAUUUUAUUCAGUCAGAAACAAGUCCCAGACAUCCAAACUCCAAUUCCGACAGUAAAGUUCAUGGUAGCCCUGCUCAUGCAGAAGCUAACGGGUACAGUCAGAUGGGCUCCAUGCAUGUUCAAGACAGAGCCAGUCCCUCUGUUUGUAGUUUUCCAGAGCUCGCACAGACUCAGGCAAGCCUAAGUCCCACACAUCCUGGUCAGUCAGAUCCCUCACAUGUCCAAACUACCUUCAGUCCUCCUCAGACUUCUCCAGAUCAGACAAGCCCCCUGCAAACUAGCUUUAGUCCUCCACACUGUAUGCUGAGUGGUAGUAGCCCAGAGAGUAGUUCUGUUAGCCACAGUCUGAGCCAUAGUGGCCAGACAAGUUCUCACUCUGCUAGCAUAACUGAUGUUACCGUCAGCCACAGUCCACCUAGGUCUAGUCCUGCUGGUCAAGCUAGUCCUUUUCACAUACAAAGCGCCUCUAGCAGUCCCCACUCAGGCCCAGCCCAAAGACAGACUCCGUCAUUAGCGAGCACGACAUACAGCAGCCCUGCACAUGCUGCUGCCACUUGUGUUAGCCCACCUCACAGUCCAGCUCAGUCCAGUGAAACGUAUCGUAGCCCCACAUGUAGCCCUGCUCAGGACACUGCAGCACAGCUGAGCCCCACUCUGGCUAGCUCAAAUCUUGAUGUGGACAUAAUCCAGAGCUCUGUUCUUCCCGCUGUGCUUCACCUUGAUUCUGGACUUGUUAAACCUCCAGACAGUAUUCAGCAGACGAGCCCAGCACCUGCUAUUGACUCACACGUGCGUAGUCCCAACCAGGCCAGUCCAAGCCAGGUUAGCCAGUCCCCAGCUAGUCCUCUCUUGACCCCCGACAGAUCUGCUGCUGAAAGCCAACGGAGCAUUGCCUCGGAAAGCCCCUUCCAUCGAACCCCAGCCCCCUCUGUUGGUGCUUCUUCCACUCUGGCUAGCCCUGUCCCUUCUAGUACCACUCAGGAUACCAGUGCAAUGCCUAGCACUGACCACAUCAGCGAAAUGCCUGCUAGUCCCACACCCUCUGCCCCCUUAAAAGUUAGCUCUGUUUACAGUAGCCCAGUUGCUAGUCCUGUUCAUGACCCAGGUGAUACACAAGUUAACUCUAGUCUUGCCAGCCCUCUGCGGCCAGAUACUAGUCCCAGUCCUGGACCUGGGAGCCCUAUGAGGUGUGAGGCUAGCAGCCACACUGCAGAUGCUGUUAGCCUUGUCCUUGCUACCCAUGUGCAGUCUGAAACCAGCCCUAGUCCUGGUCCUGUUAGCCCGGUUCAGCCUGACGCCAGUCCUAGCCGCUCUGUUUCCAGCCCCCAGCAACACACAACAGAGAAGGAGUCUGCAGUUGCUGAGGAUGUCAGCAUGGCCGAGAAGCAGGAAGAGAAAACUGAAGAGGUGGAGGAGGUGCAGAGAGAUGUUACACAGCAGGAGCAGCAGGAGGAGGAGGUGGAUGAGCCACACCAGAGAGCAGAGGAGAGUCUGGAGGAAGAGGAUCCUGCUAGAGAACAAGACCAGGAGGAAGAGGAGGAGAUUUCACAUCAGAGAGUAAAGGAGAGUCUGGAAGAAGAGGAGCCUGCUAGAGAACAACACCAGGAGGAAGAGGUGGAGAUUUCACAGCAGAGAGCAAAGGAGAGUCUGGAAGAAGAGGAGCCUGCCGAGACGGAGGGAGGAGGAGAACAAGACCAGGAGGAAGAGGAGGAUCAGAACGGCAGCUCAAACUGCCCUUCAGGAUCUGUCCUGAAUGAAGACCCUCGGUCUCCUCCUCACUCUGCUGCUGCCUCCCUCUUCCUCCCACAGUCAGCUCCUCCCUCCCCGCCCCACCCACCACACUCUGCCUUACCCCCCCUACAGCCCUCCUCCCCCCUCCCCUCUCCUCCUAGAGCCGGCUCUCUGGAGGCCUCCCCUCUCAGGACUGCCUUACUCCCCUCCACUCCUCCCUCUCCUCCCCUGGAACAGGAAACUACCUGUCAGAGGGAAGCUGCUGCGACGGAGGCGGGGCUAGAGGACAACCCCCUUUCCUGUCGUGUGACAUCAGCAGAAGACGACAGCCAAUCACAAAGCCAAUUCGAACCAGUCGCAGGAGUAAAAGAGCAGUUUCAACCCGAAGAGUCUGAACCUGUUGCUGCAGCAAAAGAACAGUUUGAACCCACCCAGCAUGAGCACCAAUCACACGCUGAGCCUUCAGAGAGGCAGCAGGAGCCGCAGCCAAUGAGGGAGAAGCAGGACGCAGAGGAGCAGGAUCCUUCUUCUUCCUCUCUGGAGGCCCGCCCCCUGGAACAGGAAGCUACCUGUCAAAGUGAAGCCGCUACGGCGGAGGCGGAGCUAGAGGACGAACCUCUUUCCUGUCGUGUGACAUCAGCGGAAGAUGAAGAAGAACUUGUCGCUGAAGCAAAAGAACCCACCAAAGAUGAGCACCAAUCACACGCUGAGCCUUCAGAGAGGGAGGAGGAGCCCGAGCCAAGAGCAACAGCUGCUCCUGAGCUGGUUGCUGAGCAACAGCCAAUGAGGGAGAAGCAUGACGCAGAGGAAGAGGAGGCGAGGUCGGGCGGCGAGCAGGAGGACCAAUCGGAUGUGGAGCAGGAGGAUCCGGUGAGCCCCGUGCUGGAACUGGACCCGUCUUUAGACACGGAGGUGAUGGCGCUGCUGCGGCUCUCCUCCCCCAGCCCGCCCCCCCUUUCCCGGCGGGGGUCGGGUCGGGCACUAAGGCCCACCCCCCCCAGCUCCUCCCGGCCUUUGGACGACCUCUCCAUCCGCCUGAGGCAGUCUCCCUUCUCCACCGAGGCUUCCCCCGAGACUUCGCCCGCUAGAGCGCCCGUCACGCCACCACCGCUGUCUCCGCCCUCGCCUCUGUACCGAGAGUCCCCGCCCCUUUCUAAGCCACAGACUCUCCCCGUUACUGUGCUCCCCCUCACACCGAAAAUUGGGAUGGGAAAGCCCGCAAUCUCCAAGAGGAAGUUCUCCCCCGGCAGGGCCAGAGUCAAACAGGGUUCGUGGUGGAGUAAUCGCAGGGCGGUGAGCCCCCCCUCGUCCUCCCAGGAUUCCAUGGGGGAGGGAGGGUGGGACAGCCCUAAGCCCCGCCUACCGGACUCCCCCCUCUGGAGCAUGAGAGUGAGUCGCGGUUCAGGGUUCCCAGGCAGGAGGAGGUCCAGAGGAGGAGGUCUGGGAGGAGGAAGAGGAGGCAGAGGAAGGAGCCGGCUCAAGACUCAGGACAGUCUGCCUGUGUCCCCCGGAAGUGUGUACGCGGAGCCGUUCCAGCCCAAAGAGGAGGAGGAGAACUCGAUGCACAACACGGUGGUGAUGUUCUCCACCUCGGACAGCUUCACCCUCAAACAGGACAUGUGUGUGGUGUGUGGCAGUUUUGGUCAGGGGGCUGAAGGCCGGCUGUUGGCCUGUUCUCAGUGUGGACAGUGUUACCAUCCCUACUGCGUCAACCUGAAGAUCACGCGCGUGGUCCUGACCAAAGGCUGGCGCUGUCUGGAGUGCACGGUGUGCGAGGCGUGUGGCGAGGCCAGCGACCCCGGCCGACUGUUGCUAUGCGACGACUGUGACAUCAGCUACCACACCUACUGCCUGGACCCGCCCCUUCACACCGUCCCCAAAGGAGCCUGGAAGUGCAAGUGGUGUGUGUGGUGUGUCCAGUGUGGCUCCGCCUCCCCCGGGCUGCGCUGUGAUUGGCAGAAUAACUACAGUCGCUGUGGACCGUGUGCCAGUCUGAGCCACUGUCCUCUCUGUCAGAGACAGUACUCACAGGACGACCUCAUCCUGCAGUGUCAGCAGUGCGACAGGUGGGUCCAUGCUGUGUGUCAGGGUCUGAACACUGAAGAAGAGGUGGAAACUGCUGCUGAUGAAGGCUUCGAUUGCUCGCUGUGCCGAGCACACAGCCGCGGCUCCUAUGGGCGGUCAGACAGUUUUGAUUCCCCCUACAUGGCUCAGAUCAUCUCCAGGAUCAGAGAACCCGACACAAAGACGUACACCCAGGAUGGAGUGAGUCUGACAGAGUCAGGUCUCUCUCACCUCCAGUCUCUGGUUGAGCCUCUGACAUCACCGCGCAGGUACCGCAGGUGUAAACCUAAACUAAAGCUGAGGAUCAUCAACCAGAACAGCGUCUCUGUGCUGCAGACCCCACCGGACACUGACCCCCCCACAGAGCAGGACCCCAGCAGAGGUGAUGUAGAGUGUGAGAUGAAAUCUGACUCCAGCCCCGAGCGAGACCACGCCCACGACGAUGACCUCACCAAGGAGCCUGAGGUUACCGACGACAACAAGAAGAGGAAAAGGAAACCUUACCGUCCCGGUAUCGGGGGCUUCAUGGUGCGCCAGCGUGGAGGGAAGGCCGGGCCGAGCAGAAUCAAACUCUGCAGAAAAGACUUGAUAGAGACGCUGCAGGGACGAGACCAAGACGUUUCCUUGGAGACGGUACCCCCUGCCGACCAGACGAUGGAGAAGGCGAAGAAGAGGUACAGAAAGAAGAAGACGAAGCUGGAGGAGGAGUUCCCUUCUUAUCUCCAGGAGGCGUUUUUCGGUCGGGAUCUUCUGGAUCAGAGCCGGCAGGUGGACAGGAGGGCGGCGCCAGAGACCCCGCUGCCAGCCAAUCAGGAGUGGCGACCCCUGGACUACAUGGCCCCUCCCCUUGGGCCUGCCGCUUGCAGCCAUGACAACCAACGCCAUCAAGAAGCAGGGACGCUGCCCAUGUCGGAGGAAGCUCUGUUGGAUCUGUCUGAUGUUCUCAACACUGAUCCUCACAUACUGGCAACAGGACACACAGCCGGUCUGGAUAUCGGCUCCAUGGCGGCUGACCUGACAGGAAGUGGGCGUGGCCAGAGGGCGGUGCAGGAGGAGCCUCUGGACGCCAUCUUGAGCCCUGAGCUCGACAAGAUGGUCUCUGAUGGUGCCAUCCUCAGCAAACUGUACAACAUCCCCGAGCUGGAGGGGAAGGACGUGGAGGAGGUGUUUACCGCUGUUCUCAGUCCAAACGGCAACAACCAACAACAACCAGGGCAAAGCCAACACACACACACUGCAGCCGGAAGCAAGGGAAACACACACCACUCAGCUACUGUGUUUCCUCGUCUUCCGCUGAUGAACGGCCUGAUGGGAGCUGCUCCUCACUUCUCAAACUCUCCCAUGAUGCCCGGUGUGGCUCAGAGUCCCGCAGGCUUUAGGAUGCCCCCUCCCGAGAGCCCCGCCCCUGGCCUGGCCUCUGCCAAUCAGGCGCCAGCGGGCGAGGCCGAGCAGGACGUGAUGUCGACGGCUCAGAGAGGCAUGUUGAAGUGGGAGAAGGAAGAGAGUCUGGGAGAGAUGGCCACCGUGGCUCCGGUCCUCUACUGCAACACCAACUUCCCCCAGCUGAAGGAGCAGCAUCCUGAAUGGUCGACCAGAGUGAAGCAGAUCGCCAAGCUGUGGAGGAAAGCCAGCUCUCAGGACAGAGCUCCCUUCGUGCAAAAAGCUCGAGAUAACCGGGCGGCUCAGCGCAUCAGCAAGGUGCAGAUGUCCAACGACCCACUCAAACGCCACCAGCCCUCGCAGCAAUAUGACCCUGUUUCCAUGGAGGAGGAGGGGGCGUUCAGGGACCCGCUGAGGCCCAGAGAGUCGGAGCAGGAGCAGGAGUGGAAGCUCCGACAGAUGCUGCGUCAGAAGAGCAAGCAGCUCGCCAAGAUGGAGGCCACGCAGAAGCUGGAGCAGGUGAAGAGCGAGCAGCGCCAGCAGCAGAUGCUGAUUGGCGCCCCGCCGGACGCCGGCAGCCGCAGCCCCGGCUCGCUGCUGCAAGGCUCCGGAUUGGCCGACGACGUCUUCCUCAGACCGCAAGCCCGCCCCGUCUGGCUUCUCCCCGCUGCCCUCCUCCUCCCCCCUGCACCAGCCGCCCUCCUCCCCAGAUGUUCCGCCGCCGUCGUCGCGCCCCUCCUCGCCGUGGGACCCCUACGUCACCUGGUUGCUCCCCAACCAGGGCUGCAGCAGAGCAGGACAGGCAUGAUGAGCCCCUCCUCUGGCUCCGCCCCCGACCUUUCAUCCAGACACGUUGGUAUCCGAGCCGCCGCGGAGACGUACCAGAGGACUCCUCUUAACAGCGCUAACCAGCGCGUAUCGACGUCUGAAAUAUACUCUCAGGGCGGGCUGUUUAAAGCCCCCAUGCCCCCCCAGCAGCCGGAGGUGUUUGGUGGUCCCGGGGGAGUCCGUCGGGACCCGUCCAGACCCCCCCCGGACCUGGCCUUCUCCCUCCAGCAGUCCCAGGACUCUCCGUUCCCCUCCAGUCCGCUGUCGGGGCUGGGCUCGCCCCACCGCAGCCCGUACAGACAGGACUUCAUCCAGCCGGUCCCGGACCCCUUCCCCCAGCACUCCCCUCUGGCGUCCAGACCCUCACCGGACCCGUACGCCAAUCCUCAGACCCCCGGCACGCCACGCCAGCACUCGGACCCCGCGUACCUCGCCACGACGUACAGCCAGCAGGCCGCCAAUCGCCGGCCGUCCCCGUCACACCCGAACCUGGACCCGUACGCGUCCAACCCCGGCACGCCGCGCCCCUCUGGCGCCGAGCGCUUCCCCCGGUCCCCGGGAGUCAGCAGCGUGGCGGCGCCGAGCCGUACGCCCAGCAGCCGUCCACGCCGCGGCCGCCGCAGAAACCACCGGCGGCGGAGAGCUUCGCUUCUCAGGCUGGAGAGAGCGGGACCUUCACCCCCACGCUGCACCAGACCCCGCCCCUCGCUGACGGACAAGACAACAGCCAAUGAAAUGGCAGCGCUGGGCGUGGCCUCUCUGGACGGACCAAUGAGCAUGCUGCCUCAGCUCGGUGACUCGGAGGAGAAGCUGAGACAGCGCCAGCGUCUACGCCAGCUGAUCCUGAGACAGCAGCAGCAGAAGAGUGCCUUACGGCAGGAGAAAGGUCUGCAGGAAGCAGCUGCUGGUUCUGCAGCGCGACACUGGGCCCAGGUGGACCCCCCCACGGCCCCCCCUGCUGACCUGUUUGGACGCCCCCCUCCCCCGUAUCCCGGCACAGUGAGGCCUGUCGGGGGGGCGGCAGGUUUCCCAGCAGAGCAGAGAGGCUUCGGCCCCCGAGAGCUUGGAGUCAGAGCCCCAAACCUCAGGUUUGGUGUUCCUCCUCCAGCGAGUCUCCAGGACUCCUUCUUGCGUCCUCCCCAGGGUGCGGGGCCUGGAUCUGGGAUCAGUUCUCUGGAGGGAGUCCCUGCCCAGAUGAGGAGGCCCAUGCCUGGGGAGUUCACAGGGAUCCGCCCCCUCCCUGCUGCCGGCACUCAGCCGCACAUGAUGCCAGGUCUCCCACAGCCCUUCCCUCCUCGCACCUUCCCCCUGCAGCAGCACAGCAUCAUGGGACAGCCGUACAUCGAGCUUCGACAUCGCAUCCCCGAAAACCGCCUGAGGCUGUCCUUCCCUAUGCCUGCCGGCCCGGACCCCCGAGACCUGAGGCCGUGUCCGCCGGCGCUGGGCCAGCAGUCGGUGCUGGAGCAGCUGAACCAGCAGCAGCAUCAGCAGCUAGCCCACGCAGCGGCGCUGAGUCACGCCCUCCCCGGGGCUGAUGGGAUGGAGGAGCACCUGGAGGACUCAGCGGUGAAGGACCUGGAGGACGUGGAGGUGAAAGAUCUGGUCGACCUGAACCUGAACCUCGACCCUGAAGACGGUAAAGAGGAUCUGGACCUGGGCCCCAACGACCUGCACCUCGACGACUUCCUGCUGUCGGGGAAGUUCGACCUGAUCGCCUACGCUGACCCCGAGCUCAACCUGGAGGACAAGAAGGACAUGUUCAACGAGGAGCUGGAGCUGGGGGAGACAGCCGAGGACCGGAGGACAGACAGCCACUUCAAACAGGAAGUACAGGACGGCAUCAAGACCGAAGCCAGGCACACAGCUCCCCAGCCCGGGGUCUUCACCACCAUCAGACCCCCCGGACCCUUAGUGGCCGAGGCAGCCGGCUCGCUCCAGAAAGGGGAGGACUCUGGUUCUGGUUCUGGUUCAGGGGCCUUGCCCGUUCUCCAGACCCAGGAACAGGCUCCGUCGUCGGGCAUGACUCCCAGGGUUCACCCCCCUAUGGCUGGAGGUCCGCAGGCUGUCUUCCAGCAGAGACCGUUUGGACCCUCGUCUCUCUUCUCCCCCCCACCCUCCGGGUCUCCCUGCGCCCCCCACCCUCAGGGUCUCCCUCUGUCCCUCCAACCCCCCCAGCCCCGCCUCCUCCUCAACCCCCAGACCCAGCUUUCACAGCCGGGGGGCUCCACGCAGACCCACACCGUCUUCCUCCAGAGCCAGGACCAGAGCCAGGACCAGGACCCGGACCAGGACCCACACAGGCCUCUGCUCCUGGAGGAGCAGCCACUCCUGCUGCAGGACCUCCUGGACCAGGAGCGCCAAGAGCAGCAGCAGCAGAAACAGAUGCAGGCGCUGAUCAGACAGAGGCCCCCCCCAGACGCUGUGUUACCCAACAUGGACUUUGACUCCAUCACUGACCCCAUCAUGAAGGCGAAGAUGGUGGCUCUGAAAGGCAUCAACAAGGUGAUGACGCAGGGCAACCUGGGACUCAACCCGAUGGCCAUCAACAGGUUCCAGCCGGCCCCGGUGGUCCCGGCUCCAGAGGGAGCUCCUCAGCCUCCCCAGCCGGUGGGACAGGACGGGAAGCUGAACCCCCCGUUGGUGCGACCCAGUCCUCCCAGCUUCGUCCCGGGCUUCGGCAACGAGGCCCAGCGGCGGCAGUACGAGGAGUGGCUGGGCGAGACGCAGCAGCUCCUGCAGAUGCAGCAGCGCCUCCUGGAGGAGCAGAUCACAGCUCACCGCAAAACCAAGAAGUCUCUGUCGGCCAAACAGAGAACAGCCAAGAAGGCGGGCCGAGCGCUCACCGAGGAGGACGCCUCCCAGCUCCGCAACAUCACGGAGCAGCAGGGGACCGUGCAGAAACAGCUGGAGCAGAUCCGGAAGCAGCAGAAGGAUCACGCUGAGCUGAUCGACGACUACAGGACCAAACAGCAGGAGCUGCAGCAGCGCUGCCCCCUCCCAGCCCCCCUCUCCCAGCCCCCCCUCUCCCAGCCCCCCCUCUCCCAGCCCCACCCCACUGGCCCCACCCUGCCCCGCGCCCCAAACGUGCCCCUUGGUUGGUCCCCGGCAGGAGGAGCUCCAGGGGUGAUUGGGCAGAGGAUGCCUCUUCUUCCACCCCCCCAGAUGCCCCCCACCGCCCAGCCUCCCCCGGCCAUGACGCCGGGCCUCGCUGCUCCGACAGCGGGCUUCACCGCGGGGCCCCGGGGCCCCCCCGCAGGGACCAACGGAGCCGCAGGGGACCCCGCGCUUCAGGUGAAGUUUGACGACAACAACCCGUUCAGUGAAGGCUUCCAGGAGAGAGAGAGGAGAGAGAGGCUGAGAGAGCAGCAGGAGAGACAGAGAGUUCAGCUAAUGCACGAGGUGGAGCGCCAUCGCGCCCUGCAGCAAAGGCUGGAGCUGGAGCAGCAAGGCAUGCUGGGAAACUCCAUGCCCCCAUCUGGUGCUCGAGUCAUACAAACGCCCGGACCUCCUCCGGCGGCGGACGGUCUGUCCCAGAUGCCGUUCUUCAGCUCGGAGCUGCCGCAGGACUUCCUCCAGUCGCCCCCGGCUCCCAGAGCUCCGUUCCCCCAGCAGGGAGCCCUCUGCUCGGGCUUCCCCGCUGGGCGCAGCCCCCUGGAGGUGGCUCCCUCCAGCCUGCAGGCUCGGCCCAGGCUCCCAGCCCAGGGAACGGUGCUGCCCGCUGGGGUCCCAGCGGCGGCAGUGAUGCCCCCCUCCCAUCCUCGGUUCGGACAUGACUCCUCAACGCACGGCGCCUCCCUGCCCCAGCUGUACUCUGACAUCAUCCCCGACGACAUACCGAAGAAGAAGAGGAGCAGGAAGAGGGACGGAGGAGACGAUGGCAGAGGGGGCGCCAGGACGCCGCUGUCCUCGCAAUCUGACGACAUCACGGCUCCGCCCACUCCGGCCCGAUCAGACACUUCCUGCUCCACGCCCACACGCGGCAGCGCGGACCAAUCGGAUGCGAGCUUCUCGCUGAGCACCAGCCUCGCCGCUCUGGCUCCGUCCUCGGAGCUGGAGAGGCAGCUGUCGGUCAUCUCAGCGGCCCAGCAGAGAGGCUCCGUCCUGGGCACAGAGAGCCAGAGAGGCCCCCUGUCUGCAGCCCGUCUGGAGGUCAAGGAGGAGCGUGAGGAGGGAGGAGCUUGUGGUGGAGGCAGGGUGAAGAUGGAGGCCUGUGGGGGUGAUGCAGUCUUCUCCCCCUCUCCUCCCUACGGGGGAGACGGGGGGAAGGAGCUGCUCAGACAUCUGCUGAAGGACAAAACCUCCCCGGCAACCACGCCGUCUCCCACCGGCCAGGCCCCGCCCACCGCCCGCCGACAGCUGUCCAAUGAAAGCGUCCGGUCCGAAGAGGACGACCAUGGAAACAUGGUGACCAUGGACAGUCCAGGAGCAGAUCUGCUGGACUCGUCCGGCAGGAAGAAAGCUCCGCGCUGUAAGAGACCCUCUCGGCCCGAGAAAGACAAAGCUCCUCCCAAAAACAAGAGGAGGAAGAAGGAGGAGGAGGAGAAGACGCUCCAGUCGUCCUCCACAUCGUCCUCUGACCCGCUGGUGACUCACCUCAGACAGAUAGAAGCUAAGGGCUUCGAGGGGCAGAAACUCCGCUCGUCUCUGGGCAGAGACUCGCUGCUGAGUGGCUCCUUCGGUAAUGGCUGCCUGGACGGAGUUACGGACUACUACUCUCAGCUCAUAUACAAGAAUAACCUGAGUAACCCCCCUACCCCCCCGGCCUCGCUGCCCCCCACCCCCCCGCCCGUCGCCAGGCAGAAACUGGUCAACGGCUUCGCCACCACGGACGAGCUGGCAAGGAAAGACAUCAGCGAGCAGGACGUGAACGGUGUGAAGCAGAAGGGGGAGGGGCUUCUGGCUCUAAACCACGCCUCCAAAACAGUCGAUGUCCCGGCCUCGCUGCCGACGCCCCCCCACAACAACCAGGAAGAGCUCCGGGUCCAGGACUCGUCGGGGCGCGACAGCCCGGACGGCUUCGUGCCGUCCUCGUCUCCGGAGAGCGUGGCGGACAUGGAGGUCAGCCGGUUCCCCGACCUGUCCUUCAUCAAGCUGGAGCCGCCCUCGCCCUGCCCCUCGCCUACAAUACCCAUCAUGCCCUGCGCCUGGGGGAAGGGCUCUGCAGUGAAACAGGAAGUGAAGACGGAGCCGCACCAUCAGUUUCCUCCCUCUUGCUCCAACACAGACCUGGUUACCAUAGCGAUAACUCUGAACCCGGUCGCAGCACAGAACGUAGCCGGUGUGAUGGCGGCCGUGGCCGAGCUGCUGCGGGUCCCCGUCCCAGCCGACUACCAGCUGAGCGGUGCUGCCGGUCCCGAGAGGAACUCGCUGGCUCUGCUGGCUGGAGUCCGAGUGCCGCUCACACAGAGUUCAACCGUCAGCAGACAGCAGAGACCUCCUCAGUGCUGCAGCUGCUGCAAGGUGCUCCUGGGAAAUGGAGUCCGGAUCAUCAAGGAGCUCAAACAGGAGGGUCAGUCCAGACCAGGAUCCAGCCUGGUGUUCUGCAGUCCCAACUGUUCUGCUCUCUACACAUCUGAGCUGCAGAGCAGAACAUCUGGAAACAAGGCGGUGCCGCCGAGCUCCGAGCCUCCCGGCAGAGUUCAGCACCGCUACAGCAGCAACAUGUCCUCCAUCGCCGUGCACUCCCUCCUCCACGCUCCCUCCUCCUCCCCACACAACUCCCCCGCUGCCUCGCCGCCUCUCUCCUUCCCCCCCGCCUCUGCCGUCACCAUGGAGACCAGGCCCCGCGUGGACAGCCUCAAGGUUAAGGUGAAGCUGAAGCCCCGCCCCCGGGCGGUCCCAGGGGGAGAGGACACGAUGUUGUCUCGUCCCGGGAAGAGGAUGAAGAACUGCCGCUGGAGACGCUGGAGCUUCAGUAUCACACUCAGCAGAGGCCCUUGCACCCCUAACGAGGGCCACGCCAUGCCGACGGAGGAGGAAGUGGAUGUGCUGUUGAAGAAGUUGGGGGCGUGUCUCGGUCCAGAUGCGUCAUGCAAAGACCAGCGUCGCUGCUGCUUCUGUAACCAGCAGGGGGACGGACGCACGGACGGACCGGCCCGCCUGCUGAACCUGGACCUGGACCUGUGGGUCCAUCUGAACUGUGCCCUGUGGUCCAGUGAGGUCUAUGAGACCCAGGCGGGUGCUCUGAUCAACGUGGAGCUGGCUCUGAGACGGAGUCUGACUCUACGCUGCGCCCACUGUCAGAGGACCGGCGCCACGAGUGGCUGCAACCGCCUCCGCUGCACCAACACCUACCACUUCUCCUGCGCCCUGCAGGCCCACUGCACCUUCUUCAAGGAUAAGACGAUGUUGUGUCCGCUCCAUAAGCCUCGGACGGUUCCUCUGAGCGGUGAUCGUUCCUCCAGCUGCUCCCCGUCCUCCGCCCAAUCGCCGGCGCCCGACCCGGCGGCCGCCGCGGCGUUCUGCGACCCGUACGACUGCGAGCUGCGCUGCUUCUCGGUGUUCCGGCGCGUGUUCGUGCAGCGGGACGAGGCGCGGCAGAUCGCCGGCGUGGUGCAGCGCGGCGAGCGGCAGCACACCUUCCGGGUCGGCAGCCUGCUGUUCCGCGCCAUCGGCCGGCUGCUGCCGCACCAGAUGAAGGCCUUCCACAACCAGGCCGCCAUCUUCCCCAUAGGUUACCACGCCAACCGCAUCUACUGGAGCAUGCGCCACAGCAACAGGCGCUGUAAGUACCUGUGCUGCAUCGAGGAGGCGGAGGGCCGCCCACUGUUCAGAGUGAAGGUGGUGGAGAAGGGAUACGAUGACCUCAUACUGACCGGACCCUCGCCUAAAGCUGUGUGGGACCAGAUCCUGGAGCCAGUAUCCCAGUUGAGAUCGUCCAGCGGGACUCUGAAGCUUUUCCCGGUUUACCUGAAAGGAGAAGAUCUGUUUGGUUUGACCACGUCUGCUGUGACCAGGAUCAUCGAGUCUCUGCCAGGUGUGGAGACCUGUGAGCGUUACAUCUUUCGUUACGGCAGGAACCCUCUCAUGGAGUGGCCUCUGGCCUUCAACCCGUCUGGCUCAGCCCGCUCUGAACCCAAAGCCUGCCAGACCAAGAGGCCCACCCUGCUGACCAGCAUUGCUCCCAGGUGCCAGGGCUCCGUGGGCUCUAUCGUUGGCGUGGUGCCGGGCGUCAUCGCUCUGUCUCCGGGAGAGUCCGUGGCCGGGGCCCACCAGGGCCGCCACUCCAAGUCGGCCCAGUACCGCCGCAUGAAGGCCGAGUGGAAGACCAACGUCUACCUGGCCCGCUCCCGCAUCCAGGGUCUGGGUCUGUAUGCUGCCAGAGACAUCGAGAAAUGCACCAUGGUCAUCGAGUAUAUCGGCACCAUCAUCAGGAGUGAAGUAGCCAAUCGCAAAGAGAGGCUCUACGAGUCACAGAACCGUGGUGUGUACAUGUUCCGGAUCGACAACGACUUUGUGAUCGACGCCACCAUCACUGGAGGACCGGCCAGGUACAUCAACCACUCGUGCUCUCCCAACUGCAUCACGGAGGUGGUCACUGUGGAGAAGGAGAACAAGAUCAUCAUCAGCUCCUGCCGACGCAUCCAGAGAGGAGAAGAGCUGUCCUAUGACUAUAAGUUUGAUCUGGAGGACGAUCAACAUAAGAUCCCGUGUCACUGUGGAGCCGUCAACUGUCGCAAAUGGAUGAACUGAACAUCUCUCUCUCUCUCUCUCUCUCUCUCUCUCUCUCUCUCUCUCUCUCGGUGCUGAGGCUGGAUGUCGAUCGCCCAUCGCUCUGUGGGCGGAGCUACACUUCCUAUCAGAAGAAUAUAAUAAUAAUAAUAAUAAUGAUAAUAAUGAUGUAACGUAACGAUCAGAUGUGAUCUCAGAGAAUAAUGAUCGGAGGGGUUUGAUUGAC